Anopheles gambiae (African malaria mosquito) is the source of this 806-nucleotide messenger RNA. RefSeq names its product MAGE-like protein 2. NCBI's taxonomy places the organism in Eukaryota, Metazoa, Arthropoda, Insecta, Diptera, Culicidae. The transcript is spliced from 2 exons. The record is from RefSeq and is a predicted model, not a curated record. Bases 90 to 764 code for a protein of 224 amino acids.
CAAGUAGAAGCUGUAUGGUAUAAAACUGGGCGCAUUGGGUUCAAUUGAUUAGUAACGAUCCGAUCGUCGUAUCAUCACAAUCACUGAAAAUGAAGGUUUUCGUCGUACUUGUCCUAGCAAUCACCGUGGUGAAAGGUGUAGUGCCCGAUAAAUCGAGCGAAGAUCAUGGAGGAUCGUAUGAGCAGAAAUAUUCCCAGCAGCAAACGCAUGACGACAAGUAUCCACAGCAGCAAUCGUACGACCAGAAGCAUCUCCAAGAACCCUUGUAUGACCAGAAGUAUUCGCAGCAGCAUUCGUAUGAGGAAAAUUAUCACCCACAGCAGUCGUACGAAGCUUACAACUACGGACAGCAGCAUAGCGACGGAAAUUACGUAGACUAUGGAGAGCAUGACGAACAUCAGAUCGAAAAGGUACCCGUUCCUUAUCAUGUUGAAGUGCCAAAACAUGUUCCCGUGGAGGUGAAGGUCCCGUACCCGGUUGAGGUCGAGAAGAAGGUUCCGAUCGUCGUUGAGAAGCAGGUUCCAGUAUACGUGGAGAAGAAGGUCCCUGUUCAGGUGGAUCGGCCAUAUCCCGUGGAAGUGAAGGUCCCAGUCCAUGUCCCGGUGUACCAGAAGGAGUAUGUCGAGGUCCCGAAGCCGUACACCGUGCAUGUAGAUAAUCCUUACCCGGUAUAUGUGAAGCAGCCCAUCUACAUUGAGAAGCCGGUACCAUUCACUGUUCUCAUCAAGAAAGAACAAAAGAAACCAUUCUGGUGGCUUUUUUAGAUAAGUUGUGUGAUUAGUUGAAUAAAAGUAAAAUGUAAACAA